Messenger RNA from Desarmillaria tabescens, 639 nucleotides. RefSeq lists its product as uncharacterized. The coding region runs from base 58 to 639 and encodes 193 amino acids. NCBI's taxonomy places the organism in Eukaryota, Fungi, Basidiomycota, Agaricomycetes, Agaricales, Physalacriaceae. The transcript has a single exon. The record is from RefSeq and is a predicted model, not a curated record.
CUCGAUGACGACAUUCAACGUGCGAUAUUCGAGGUCCAGCUCGCCCUCUGGGACUACAUGUCCAAGAAUCUUCCUGACGAACAGAUCACCGCUCUUGCAAAUCUCGUGGAACAUGUCGUUCAUAGCCUCGUCUUCAAGCUCGGGUCUGAAUGGACGGGCGCCCAAACGUCUUUGUUGGACGUGUAUUCAGAGAUGGUUGGUGUCUGGACACCAGGUCGAUCCGCAAGGCACAAUUUUUGGCCCGCUUUACAACCACUUGUUGAAAUUAUGAUCAAUCAGUACGACGCACUGUACGAUGCUGAUCAACGUAUGCGUGCGCCCUUCGACACCAUGUGUGAAAUUUUAGGAUUUGGCCUCAGACAUGGUGUGGAAACUGUGUACGACAUUUUCCUCGAUAUGCGAUGUCUGGAAGUUUUCGGAAGCCACUCCCUUCGUCCAUCGCUGGUCACUGUUAUUAACGGAUACGUUGCUGGAUUUGCGGCACUGGAUACAUCGAUCGAUCUCCAGCGACAUUUGGACUACCUUCACGAGCCUGAGAAUCUCUUCUUGGCGUGUUGCAUUCUAAUCACCAACGGGUGGAACGCGUGCGGUGAAUCACCCAAUAAUAUAUUUUCACCACUGCUCGACUAUCAUAUAUGA